GUGAUGCUUUUCCUGGCCAGCUGACCUAUCACAGUGUUUAGUUUCUUUUUUGGAAGCCUGUAAGGUGAUGCACAUGCACAGGGAGGAGAGGAGUUCUGUUCAACCACUUGCCUUGUGACAUUUGGCACCACUAAUUGCCUCUCUGAUUAAUUAGACUACCUGCGACGGUGCAAAUUGUAGCAGAGAGAUUUCCCACUGUGCUGUGAACUCCUGCUGCCACAAUUUUCUCUUCGUCUCAAACCAUGACACCAGAUAGAGACGCCUGUGGGACACAAUGACAGCCGACAAGGAGAAGAGAAGGGCGAUCAGCCGCGAGGCAGCCAGAAGGAGACGACGGGUUGAGUCUGACGUUUUUGGAGAUUUGGCUCGUCUCCUGCCGCUCCAACCGUCCGUCCGAGCUCACCUGGACAAGCCUUCGGUCAUUCGCCUCACCCUCAGCUACAUACGCACACAAACACUGCUCAGAGGGAAGACUGGAACAAAAACUCCAGUCCAGUCCAGCCAUACAGUAAAAAAUGGACAAGUGACAGAAGGUGGAGAGGAACAGCGAGAGCGUGACGGAGAACGUGAUGUGGAGGAGAAAAAAAACAAGGAUGUGGCGACUUUGGAGGAGACAAACAUGUACUUGAGGGUCCUAGAGGGAUUCCUGGUGGUUCUGUCCACUGUGGGAGACAUAAUCUUCCUGUCUGACAAUGUCAGCAAAUACAUGGGCCUGACACAGACCGAGCUGAUGGGACACAGUAUUUUUGAGUUCACUCACCCUUGUGACCAUGAAGAAAUCAGAAAUAAUCUACGUCUAACAGCAGAGGAAGUUUGGUGCGGCGCAAAGAGGGACUUUGUCAUGAGGAUAAAAAGCGCUCUGACACACAGAGGAAGAAGUGCUAACCUCAAGUCAGCAACAUGGAAGGUUCUCCACUGUCAGGGCAGAGCAAAAGUGUGUCUCACCCCGUCUUCGGUUUCCUGCUUGGUGCUUACCUGCCAGCCUCUGCCACUCUCACACACACUCCUCAGCACACACACCUUCACCAGCCAGCACAGCAUGGACAUGAGGUUCACAUACUGCGACCAGAGAGUGGCGCUGCUGUUAGGUUACAGUCCUGAGGAGCUUCUGGGUCGUUCUAUCUAUGAUCUCUGUCACACGUUGGACACAAACUGUUUGACAAAAAAUCAUCUGAACUUGUGUUUUAAGAGCCAGUCAGUCAGUGGUCAGUACAGGAUGCUUGUGAAAGGUGGAGGUUACGUCUGGGUGGAGAGUCACAGUGCCGUCAUACCCAGCGUCCGACCAUCCAAAUCCAGGCCCAGUGGCCAUCAGCCACUCUGCAUCCUCUGUGUUACCUAUGUCCUCAGUGGAGUGGAGGAGCCGACCCUGCAGCUCUCUUUGGAACAGACUGGCCACAGAUACAUGAGGUGAAACUGGAGUCAACAAAACCCUCAACAAUCGUCUCUACCUCCAGCUGUGAAUUCUUAUCAAUUAUCGCUUUUAUUAAAUAUAAA
Larimichthys crocea (large yellow croaker) is the source of this 1494-nucleotide messenger RNA. It is a transcript of the gene epas1a, whose product is annotated as endothelial PAS domain protein 1a. Gene Ontology annotation, biological process: regulation of transcription by RNA polymerase II; cellular response to hypoxia. The record is from RefSeq and is a predicted model, not a curated record. The coding region runs from base 275 to 1411 and encodes 378 amino acids. Gene Ontology annotation, molecular function: DNA-binding transcription factor activity, RNA polymerase II-specific; RNA polymerase II transcription regulatory region sequence-specific DNA binding; protein dimerization activity. NCBI's taxonomy places the organism in Eukaryota, Metazoa, Chordata, Actinopteri, Sciaenidae. The transcript has 9 exons.